CUUGCACACACUCUUGAAUACAUCGUGCCGGACACAAUAAUGGGCAACGUCGCUCGGUUGCAGCACGCUGCUGCAGGGCGGACACCCUCUUGGCCCGACAAUAAUGCAAUUCCUGAGCUGCAAACGCUGCGCGGAUACGUAGGUCGCCGUUUCUUGUUGUGGUCGCUCUUCGGUCUCUGGAUCUUCGGGCUUGGAGCGUACAUCGUCAUGUGGCUCUACUCGGGUGUGUGCGUUGCUCGUUGGGCUUGGGCAGCGCUGCAAACCCGCAGUUGGAUGCUCGCAACACCACCGCCCAUUAGUGUGCAAUUGUAUCUGGGAUUCACGGUGCUGUAUGAGAGCUAUCACUACGUCACGCGCGAUUCACUGCAUCUGUGGCCGCGCAUGCGGCGUCUAGCUCGAUACAUUCUGCUGCAUUACCCAUACUUCCGUCUGAACGUGACCAUCUUCGAGGAGCGCGAACUAGAGAAGCAGCAGCAGCGACUAAUGGAAGACCAGGACGCCACAGUAGACAGGGAACACCUCAGUCCAGCUGCAGCUAUCAAAGCUGUCGAGGAGAACGAUAUCUCGCCGUACGUGGAGACUGGAACCAAGAACUUGUUCGCUUUCCACCCCCACGGAGUACUGACCUGCGGCUUCUCCUUCAAUGGCGCGUACCACAUGGGCUUCGAGCGCUCUGCGUGUCGAUGGCUAUCUGCUGAAAACCUCUUCUGGUUCCCUCUCAUUCGCGAUAUCCUUAACUGGAUGGAGUACAGCAGUUGUGCCAAAGCCAACAUGCUCAAGUUCAUGCGUAGAGAUCAAAACGUCAGCAUCAUCCCUGGCGGCUUUGAAGAAGCCACACUCUAUCAGCGAGGCAAACAUCGCUUGUACCUUAAAAAGCGCUUCGGCUUCAUCAAAAUUGCACUGCAACACGGCUACAAUGUCCACCCAGUGUACACUUUUGGUGAGGAAUACACCUACCACGCCUUCUCGUACUUGCAGUCGCUGCGAUUGCAACUGAAUCGCCUUCGAAUCCCCGGAACGAUCUUCUUUGGAGAAGCUUCGUGCUUUUACAUGCCACGCAACGACAUAGACCUCAUUACUGUCGUUGGCAAACCUCUGCGAUUCCCACGAAUUGAGCACCCAACGAAGGAAGAUGUACAAAAGUAUCAAGCGCAGUACGUAGAGGCAUUGAAAGGUCUCUUCGACAGCUACAAGGGCGUCUACGCCGUUGACCCCAACGCAACGCUGGAGAUUUUUUAAAUUGUAGAAAAUCUGACAACUACAGAAAUGCUCAUGAAACCUUUAGGUGAUGAAAGCACACUGUUAACGUAAUUGUGUGGAGAUUCACCGAUCAGAAGAUUUCGGCUCGAGCAUGGCAGAAUCGUAUUGCACCGUUGCUCGACAUUUACGCAACGCAGCGCUGUGGUGAAGGUAUUCCUGAAGAUGUCGUCAUUCCAUCAGAAGCUCCUUGGCCCGAGGAAGUGUGGGAAGUUCGUCAAGGGGUCACUGUAGCUCACAACGCUUCUCAAAUUACUGCUAGGGGUCCAACAGGAUCACGCUGCUAGCACGUGAAAUGAUCGUUAAGCACCGAGUCCAAAGCUUUUUUUUUUUUU
Messenger RNA from Phytophthora nicotianae INRA-310, 1592 nucleotides. RefSeq lists its product as hypothetical. The record is from RefSeq and is a predicted model, not a curated record. Gene Ontology annotation, biological process: triglyceride biosynthetic process. Gene Ontology annotation, molecular function: diacylglycerol O-acyltransferase activity. Gene Ontology annotation, cellular component: endoplasmic reticulum membrane. Lineage: Eukaryota; Oomycota; Peronosporomycetes; Peronosporales; Peronosporaceae. The coding region runs from base 40 to 1239 and encodes 399 amino acids. The transcript has a single exon.